Molecule: messenger RNA, 2730 nt
Organism: Ochotona princeps (American pika)
Lineage: Eukaryota; Metazoa; Chordata; Mammalia; Lagomorpha; Ochotonidae
Gene: SEPTIN9
Product: septin 9
Exons: 11
Coding region: 247-1977 (576 amino acids)
Biological process (GO): cytoskeleton-dependent cytokinesis
Cellular component (GO): cell division site; microtubule cytoskeleton; septin ring
Molecular function (GO): GTP binding; molecular adaptor activity; GTPase activity
Source: RefSeq, a predicted model, not a curated record
GACGGGGAGGCCGGGCCGCGGGUGCGGGAACCUGAUCCGCCCGGGCGGCGGGGGCGGAGCGGGGGCGGCCGCGCGGGGAGGGGCCGGCGCCCGCCUUUCCUCCCCCAUUCAUUCAGCCGCUCCUGGGGGCCGCGGGGCUCCGGCGGCGAGCUCUGCACGGCGCCCCGAGCCAGCGCGCAGGGCCCCGGGCCGCCCGGGGGCGCUUCCUCGCCGCCGCCCUCCGACUCACUCUGCCCACCAGCCACCAUGUCCGACCCCGCGGUCAACGCGCAGCUGGACGGGAUCAUUUCGGACUUCGAAGCCUUGAAAAGAUCAUUUGAGGUUGAGGAGGUCGAGACACCCAACUCCACCCCACCCCGGAGGGUCCAGACGCCCCUGCUCCGGGCCACCGUGGCCAGCUCCACCCAGAAGUUCCAGGACCUGGGCGUGAAGAACUCGGAGCCGGGAGCCCGCCAUGGAGACGCCCUGAGCCAGCGCUCGCCCAAGCCUUCCCUGCGGAGGGUGGAGCUGUCGGGGCCCAAGGCCGCGGAGCCCGUGUCACGGCGCACUGAGCUCUCCAUCGACAUCUCAUCCAAGCAGGUGGAGAACUCCAGUGUCGCUGUGGCCACCGGGCCGGCCCGCUUCGGGCUCAAGCGGGCUGAGGCACUGGGCCACAAGACACCGGAGCCUGCCCCACGGAGAACGGAAAUCACCCUCGUCAAGCCCCAGGAGCCUGCCCACCGCAGGAUGGAGCCCCCUGCCUCCAAGAUCCCCGACACUGACGUGGCCCCCAAGAGGGUCGAGAUUCAGGUGCCCAAGCCAGCAGAGGCACCCACAUCCCCCGUUCCGCCCCAGAUCCUGGAGAAUUCAGAGCCUGCCCCUGGGUCUCCGCUGCAAAGCAGGCUGGAGCCAAAGCCCCAGCCCCCUGUGGCUGAGGCCCCACCCAGGAACCCGGAGGCCCCCGAGGCAGCUCCCAGCUGCGCUGUGGACAUGGCCGACACCCCCAGAGAUACAGCGUUCAAGCAGGCGCCCGCGUCCCGGAGCGAGAAGGCGCCUGUGGACUUCGGUUACGUGGGCAUCGAUUCCAUCCUGGAACAGAUGCGCCGGAAGGCCAUGAGGCAGGGCUUCGAGUUCAACAUCAUGGUGGUUGGGCAGAGUGGCCUGGGCAAGUCCACCCUCAUCAACACGCUCUUCAAGUCUAAGAUCAGCCGUAAGUCGGUGCAGCCGGCCGCCGAGGAGCGCAUCCCCAAGACAGUGGAGAUAAAAUCCAUCACACACGAUAUUGAGGAGAAGGGUGUCCGCAUGAAGCUGACGGUGAUCGACACGCCAGGGUUUGGGGACCACAUCAACAAUGAGAACUGCUGGCAGCCCAUCAUGAAGUUCAUUAACGACCAGUACGAGAAGUACCUGCAGGAGGAGGUCAACAUUAACCGCAAGAAGCGCAUCCCGGACACGCGUGUGCACUGCUGCCUCUACUUCAUCCCGGCCACCGGCCACUCUCUCAGGCCGCUGGACAUCGAGUUCAUGAAGCGCCUGAGCAAGGUGGUCAAUAUCGUCCCAGUCAUUGCCAAGGCCGACACGCUGACCCUGGAGGAGAGGGUCUACUUCAAGCAGCGGAUCACCGCGGACCUGCUGUCCAAUGGCAUCGACGUGUACCCCCAGAAGGAGUUCGACGAGGACGCCGAGGACCGGCUAGUGAACGAGAAGUUCCGGGAGAUGAUCCCGUUUGCCGUGGUGGGCAGUGACCAUGAGUACCAGGUGAAUGGCAAGCGGAUCCUUGGGAGGAAGACCAAGUGGGGCACCAUCGAAGUGGAGAACACCACACACUGUGAGUUUGCCUACCUGCGUGACCUCCUCAUCAGGACCCACAUGCAGAACAUUAAAGACAUCACAAGCAGCAUCCACUUCGAGGCGUACCGCGUGCGGCGCCUCAGCGAGACCCACGGCACCACGGCCAACGGCGUGGAGGAGAAGGAGCCGGAAGCCCCGGAGAUGUAGACGCCUCCCCCCGGCCCUCCCCUCCCUCCCCUGCUGCCAGGCUCCACCUGUCCUGGCUGAGCCUCCCUCCUGGGGCAGGGGGAAGGAUGGACCAGGACCCUCCCGCCCCUGCCCUACCCACACACCCAAGCUGCCAGUAGCCCCGUCGGCCACGGCCCCUGGCAGCCACCGUGCCCUGUCCGUCCUGAGCAGAAAGUGCCUUGACCGCAGCUGUCCUCCCCAGACAAGCCCGUCCACCCAGACCCCAUGGCCGGUGAGAUGGGGGUGGUCUCUUCUCUCCCUCCGCCCCCGUCCUGAGGCCCCUCUCUUGACUGCCUGUGUGGCUGGUAUACUGGCUCUGAGAAUGACACAGCGGGGACAGAGACACCCCCACUCUGGUUCUGGCUGGUCGGUCCCCACUGAUGAGGGGGUAGAGCUAAGGGGCUGCUCGGAGGAAAGUGGGGGAGUGGGGCGUGGCUUGGGGCUGUCCAAGGACUGCAGCUCCCCUCACCCACAGACCCGCUCCUGUCUCUGUGUCCUUGGGUCAUGUCAGCGCCCUGUGGGCACCCUGCUUCUCACCCCUUCCUGGCCCGGGCAGGUGGGAGUCCAUGGGGCCCUUCUUGUCCUAGCCGGGCACCUGCACCCCAUCAGACACCUCCAGAGGGCGCCCUCCGCAGCCAUCCGCAUCGGGAGGCCAGCAGAGGCCGGCCUGGCCUCGCCUACCUGACCAAAGCGGCUUGCUUGCUCUGUUCCUGGGGGACUGUCCCAUGAGGC